This is a messenger RNA of Penicillium canariense, 2430 nucleotides long. Its product is annotated as SWI/SNF chromatin-remodeling complex subunit SNF5. The record is from RefSeq and is a predicted model, not a curated record. Lineage: Eukaryota; Fungi; Ascomycota; Eurotiomycetes; Eurotiales; Aspergillaceae. Gene Ontology annotation, biological process: regulation of transcription by RNA polymerase II; chromatin remodeling. Gene Ontology annotation, molecular function: transcription coregulator activity. The transcript has 2 exons. Bases 1 to 2430 code for a protein of 809 amino acids. Gene Ontology annotation, cellular component: SWI/SNF complex; nucleus; nuclear chromosome.
AUGCCAUCACCUGAAUUGGCCAGUGGCCCGUUGGUGCCACAGAAAUCUCCAGUGAGCUCCCAGUCGGCCAUGCAGAACGGCACCGGCGCGUCGGACACGGGGCCCGGAGGUGCAGACUCCCUGGACAAUGGAACGGACCAGACGGCCAACGGACCCUCAUCAGACACCAUUGCAGAUGGAAAGCAGAGUGUGCAGGCCAAGAUGGGAGCUUCAGGUGCGGAUUACGCCAACGACACCAAUGGAACUCCCCAGUCGAAUGGCACAAAUGGCUCCGCGCAAAGUAGGAAACGAUCGCGUGAUGGAUCCGUGAUCCAUUCCGGCGAGGUUUCCGGGACGAUACCCGUUCGCACGCGUGAGACACCUGUCGACAAGAUCCUGCUGGACCAAUAUGUCAACCGCGAAUUUCAGUACUCCGCGGCAGUCGCUUGGGAGAACCCAAGUCAAGAAUUGCAACAACAGAAGCGGACGGAACGAAAUUUCUAUCUGGCCCUGCGCCGCGAUACCCAAGGGAACCCAGCUGCUUUGUUUGGAGUGGGCUACGAAGGAUUUGGAAAUCCGCGAACCGACUUGCGGAAUCAACACCCACAGCUUCUGUAUCCGUCCAAUCGACGUCGGCCUGGGAAUCGGAAAACUCGAGAAUUGCGAGUUUCUCGCCGAGAUAUGAAGUUGCAGAACGACCAGAUCGAAGAUCUUGUACCCAUUCGCCUUGACAUCGACUGGGAGAAGAUCAAGAUCCGAGAUACGUUCACCUGGAAUCUUCACGAUCGUGUUGUAUCACCGGAUCUGUUCGCCGAAAAACUGGUUGAGGAUCUGGGCCUGCCUCUGGAGACCUCGGCGCCGUUGAUGCGUACAAUUUCGCAGAGCAUUCAGGAGCAGAUCAUGGAUUACUACCCCCAAAUAUACAUGCAGGAGGAGCCUCUUGAUCCCCACCUCCCGUACUCAGCAUACCGAAAUGAUGAGAUGCGUAUUCUGAUCAAAUUGAACAUCACUAUUGGUCAGCACACGCUCAUUGACCAAUUUGAGUGGGACAUCAACGAUCCGCAAAAUUCGCCAGAGGAAUUUGCCAUGCGCAUGACGAACGACCUUUCGUUGUCGGGAGAAUUCACCACUGCCAUUGCGCACUCCAUUCGUGAGCAAUCUCAAUUGUUUACCAAGUCUCUUUAUAUUGUUAGCCACCCCUUCGAUGGUCGCCCCAUCGAGGAUCCCGAUCUCAGCACGUCCUUCCUACCCACUCCUGUAUCUUCCGCCUUCCGCCCCUUCCAAGCAGCUAAGGAGCACACGCCAUACCUUUACGAAUUGAACGAGGCCGAUCUUGAGCGCACCGAGAUCUCGAUUUCGCGAGAGCAACGUCGCCAGAAGCGAUCGAUAAACCGUCGUGGUGGCCCUGCUCUGCCAGACCUCAAGGACCGACAACGCACAAUUCGGACCCUCAUUGUUUCGUCUGUUAUUCCCAAUUCCGCAGAAUCCUUCGAAGAGAGCAAUGUCACCAAGCGUUCUGGCUCUAGCCGCCGUCGUGGAUUGGCAGGAACUCGGGGAGAUGACGAGUCCGAUGAAUUCGAUAGUGAUGAUUCGGAUGAAGGAUCGCCGGCUAUCGGCCCCCAUCUUUCUCAGGGUACCGCUCGCACAAGAGGCAUGAGGGGUGCCGCCACAGCAGCCCACGCAGCUCUGCGCGCCAGCCUAGGGCAAUCGGCAACACCAGAACCUGUAUUGCAAGAGCCUAUCCGGGCGUCUUCACGCCGUCAACAGCAAUUCCGAGAAGAAACUGUGGAAGAGCCUGAUAAGUUGAUAGUGAAGUUCAAAAUCCCACGAGAAAAACUGGCAGAUUUACGGAACGGGAAACGCAUUUUCGAUCCUGCGGCGCAAGCUGGCGCCAUGGCACCCCCCUCAGACAAACAAAACCGACAGCACCCCCCGCGACCUCAGCAAACCGGAGCCGUCGACGCACCGAACCCUCCCCAGCAAGGGGUCCCUGGUCCCCCUCCGCCUAGCUGGCUCCAGGCCGGUCUGAACCGUUUAAAGCAAGCUCAUCCCAAUGACUCGUUUGAGGGGGUGAUGCGUUAUUCUGCCGUGGAUCUGGAAACCCUCGCGCCUGUCUCCAACCCAUCCAGCCUAGAUGCCGGCCAGAAGAUCAAAUAUCAAUACCUGCCCCGUAUCCGCUGCCAUGACUGCCCCGGAAAGCUGUAUACCCCGGGCCCAGGCAUGACAGUGGACAACUUUGAAGUUCACUUGCGCAACCGACACCACAAAGAACGUGUCGAAGAACGGAUCACCAGGACUGGAGGGGGCGUGCCGGUUCCCCCAGACAUGAGUGGCAGCGCCAGCGCCAGCCCAGCACCGGGUGCAAUCACCUCCGCCAGCGCCAGCCCGGCCCUGGGUGCUGCUGCGAUUCCCGGAGCCUCCCCUUCCCCUGCCACAGGGCAACAUCCCUAA